Tupaia belangeri chinensis (Chinese tree shrew) is the source of this 933-nucleotide messenger RNA. Its product is annotated as olfactory receptor 13. The record is from RefSeq and is a predicted model, not a curated record. Gene Ontology annotation, biological process: G protein-coupled receptor signaling pathway. The transcript has a single exon. NCBI's taxonomy places the organism in Eukaryota, Metazoa, Chordata, Mammalia, Scandentia, Tupaiidae. Gene Ontology annotation, cellular component: membrane. Gene Ontology annotation, molecular function: olfactory receptor activity; G protein-coupled receptor activity. The coding region runs from base 1 to 933 and encodes 310 amino acids.
AUGGGAGGCAAUAUGACAUCUAUCACAGAGUUCCUGCUACUGGGGUUUCCCUUCGGCCCAAGGAUUCAGAUGCUUCUCUUUGGGCUCUUCUCCUUGUUUUAUACCUUCACCCUGUUGGGUAAUGGGGUUAUCCUAGGGCUCAUCUGCCUGGACUCCAGACUGCACACCCCCAUGUACUUCUUUCUCUCACACCUGGCUGUUGUUGACAUUGCCUAUACCUGCAACACGGUGCCCCAGAUGUUGGUCAAUCUCCUGAAUCCAGCCAAGCCCAUCUCCUUCACAGGCUGCAUGACUCAGACCUUUCUCUUUUUGGCAUUUGCUAUCACUGAGUGUCUUCUCCUAGUGGUGAUGUCCUACGACCGGUAUGCAGCCAUCUGCCAUCCCCUCCGAUACUCUGCAAUUAUGAGCUGGAGAGUCUGCAUCACCCUGGCAGUAACCUCCUGGAGCAUUGGCAUCCUUCUGUCCAUGAUUCACCUAGUGUUACUUCUACCUUUACCCUUCUGUAAGCCCCAGAAAAUUGAUCACUUUUUCUGCGAAAUCAUGGCUGUUCUCAAACUUGCCUGUGCAGAUACCCACGUCAAUGAGAACAUGGUCUUGGCUGGAGCCGUGUCUGUGCUGGUGGGACCCUUCUCCUCAGUCGUAAUCUCAUAUAUAUGCAUCCUCUGUGCCAUCCUUAAGAUCCAUUCAGGGGAAGGUCAAAGAAAGGCCUUCUCCACCUGCUCAUCCCACCUCUGUGUGGUUGGGCUCUUCUAUGGCACAGCCAUUAUCAUGUAUGUUGGACCCCAAUAUGGGAACCCCAAGGAGCAGAAAAAAUACCUCCUACUGUUUCACAGCCUUUUCAAUCCCAUGCUCAACCCCCUGAUCUAUAGUCUAAGGAACACAGACGUGAAGAACACGUUAAAGAGAUUGUUGGGACUAGAAAGAGCUUUAUGA